CUUUUUGUUUUCGUAUACAAGCAAUAGCUCGGAGCUCUCUCCGGCAAACGCAAACACCGUGACCUCAUCUGCUUAUCUCCGAUCAAAACGCUGCGUUUAGCAUUGAUGAUCUGAUCUGCGUAUAAAGUGUAGUCAUAUAGCGUAUGCAUUACUUGGUUUUGAUUGAUCACGAAUGGGGAAAAUCAAGAAACUGAAUCGUAGGGCUCACGUUUCUGCUCCUUAUCCAUCACCACCGUCUUGUUGCAAGAAACAAUGGUCAGGCUCAACUUGCCCAGUAUGUUUGGAGUCUCCACACAACGCUGUUCUUCUCCUCUGUUCGUCUUAUCACCAAGGAUGCCGUCCUUACAUGUGCGCUACAAGCAGCCGCUUCGCCAACUGCCUUGACCAGUACAGGAAAUCUUACGGAAACUCGGAACAGGCCCAGCUUCUCUGUCCGCUGUGCAGAGGUCAAGUGAAAGGCUGGACCGUUGUGGAAGACGCACGGGUUCAUUUCAACUCCAAGAGACGGACUUGUAUGCAGGAGACCUGUUCCUUUGUAGGAAACUUCAAGAAGCUCAAGAAACACAUGAAGGAGAAACACCCGCAUGCUUGCCCUAGGGCCAUUGAUCCAGCUCUUGAGACCAAAUGGAAGAGGCUGGAGAGGGAGAGAGACAGAAGAGACGUGAUAAGCACGGUUAUGUCGUCGACUCCAGGUGCUGUUGUGUUGGGAGAUUAUGUCAUAGAGCCGCGUAGAGGAGCUGCUAAUGAUGAAGAAGAAGAUUACAGUUCAGAUGAUUCUCUGAGCGACGGUGUACCGGAGUUAGAUUCAUGGCGAGGACAAAACCAUCAUAUUAGGUUUAUCGAUAUGGAUGCAAGCGACUUAGCAUCAUCUUCCAGAUCCCAUGCUUCUCCACGCAGUUUACUCUUGCCACGGAACCAGAGAGGCGACAAUAGAGGUCGGUAACUUUAUUUUAACCGAAGCAGUAUAAAAGGCUAACAUGACCAGUCAAUUAGCCACAUAGAGGGAAUUGAAAAAAAAAAUUCACAGUAUUGUCCCUUUAAUUUUAAUUUUAUUUUCAUGUAAAUUAUGUACUGUCUGUAAUUGUAUUAUUGUUUCUGCAUUGUUGUACACUAGUGAGGCAUGAUCUCUUAUGCCUUUUUCCAUUUUUUAUAUAAUUUUUAUGUAUUGAUUUGAUUUUCA
Molecule: messenger RNA, 1180 nt
Organism: Brassica oleracea var. oleracea
Lineage: Eukaryota; Viridiplantae; Streptophyta; Magnoliopsida; Brassicales; Brassicaceae
Exons: 3
Coding region: 173-943 (256 amino acids)
Source: RefSeq, a predicted model, not a curated record